AUGUGCGACGCUAAGGCUCUUCGAGUGCUAUUCAAGUCGCCUGUCACCGAUGACAUGAUUCGCUUUUUGACAAACACCACACUGCGUGUCAUUCCCUGCGCGAAGGAAACCAAAAGCGCUUACCCUUCACCACCAGCUAGUCCCUCUAGGAGCAGCAAGAGGCCUCUGCCCUCACUUAUGACCUUCAUUACGCGGCUGGUCCGCUACACCAACGUCUACACUUCGACACUACUUACGGCCACAUGCUAUCUACACAAGCUGCAGAAGAUUCUGCCAAAAGAUGCACACGGGCUGCCCUCGACAAGCCACCGCAUUUUUCUGGCGUGCUUGAUACUGAGUGCCAAAUUCCACAACGAUUCGUCACCUCAGAAUAGACACUGGGCCGAGUACACCGACGGCGUUUUCUGUCUCGAGGAUGUGAACCUGAUGGAGCGCCAGCUCCUGCAGCUUUUGAACUGGGACCUUAGGAUCGAGGAAGAGGCGCUUUAUGACUCUCUAGAGCCACUCUUGGAGCCCAUCAAACAUGACCUCGAGAGAUCUCGCAAAAUCAUGGCUCGCAACCAGUACCACCAGCGCAACAUCAGUGUUUCCUCUAGCACCAGCACGCUUGUCGGGACCCCAAGCAUACAAUCACUCAAGUCGCUGCCGUACUUGCCUAAGCUUCCGUCGUUGUCCAGACUUUCCUCGUGGUCGUCGACGUCAACGCCAAAAACGCUUUCGAACAAGUUGACGCAAAUGGACGCAUCGCACGUCUACUCACAUAAUGACUACAGCACUGCUACACUGGUCUAA
Molecule: messenger RNA, 792 nt
Organism: Lachancea meyersii CBS 8951
Lineage: Eukaryota; Fungi; Ascomycota; Saccharomycetes; Saccharomycetales; Saccharomycetaceae
Source: the annotation of a GenBank genome assembly